AUGCAAUUUCCACGGUAUUUCCUACUGUCUGUGGUGCUAACACUUGCUCUCCAUGAAGUUUUGGCCUCAAAUUUCCAGGAGGAUGUUGACAAAAGCCCAGACAUAGAUGAGAAAAUUUUGGUGGGUAAAGACGACCCACAGGACUCCAAAACUCUGGAGUCCGCUUUUAAAAUUAGCAAUGAAGAUGGAAAUGUUCAGCUGAAAUUUUGGUUCCGAGGUGAAGAUGACGAAAAUGAUGAUGGAGAAGAUGAUGUUGACAGCGACAACGACAACGAUGGUGUCGUUGACUCUGACGAUGAUGAUGGCGGCGAUAAUGAAGACGACGGUGGUGAUCGCAAAAGGCAUGAUGCUCUGGGCCGUCAAUACAGCUCAGAAUAUAACCCCAAAUUUGACAGGAGAAGACGUCGUACUUAUCACGAGGAGGAUGAAGAUGGCGAACGAUAUUUAGAUAUCGGUUGUACAAGAUAUGGUUGUUUCGGUUUUGACCGAUACGAUAUCUACAAUAAGGAUGUGGAACAGGGAAAUGACCUCUGGAGGAGCUAUCGCGGAGGUGGUUUUCACAGUCGAACAGGAAGGUCGUAUCAUGAAGAUUAUGAUAGCGAUGACAAUGACAAAGACAGAGAUGAUUAA
Molecule: messenger RNA, 630 nt
Organism: Hydatigera taeniaeformis
Lineage: Eukaryota; Metazoa; Platyhelminthes; Cestoda; Cyclophyllidea; Taeniidae
Source: the annotation of a GenBank genome assembly